Messenger RNA from Cygnus olor (mute swan), 5217 nucleotides. RefSeq names its product regulatory factor X2 (gene RFX2). Gene Ontology annotation, biological process: regulation of transcription by RNA polymerase II. Gene Ontology annotation, cellular component: nucleus. Gene Ontology annotation, molecular function: RNA polymerase II cis-regulatory region sequence-specific DNA binding; DNA-binding transcription factor activity, RNA polymerase II-specific. The record is from RefSeq and is a predicted model, not a curated record. NCBI's taxonomy places the organism in Eukaryota, Metazoa, Chordata, Aves, Anseriformes, Anatidae. Bases 1107 to 3308 code for a protein of 733 amino acids. The transcript is spliced from 17 exons.
GGAGGAGGGGAUUGAUAAUCAGCUUGUUGAGACAGUGGUGAGAAAGAGCCCGGGGAUUGUGUUGAUCGAGGCCAGAGGUUUACCUGGGUUAGCCCUACAAACACGCAAGCUUUAAAACACAAGAUUUGGAUUUUCAAAUUAGCUACCUAAGGAAAUCACUUUGUGCCAGCUUGGUGGUUGUUUCAGUGUAAUAUCCUGCUGUCGUUAUUUGUUGUGUCAGUAAAAGCAGCAGAAAAUAAAACUGUCCUUAAAGGCAUCUCUAACAAAAAGGCAUCAAGCUCAACAGAAGAGGCGGGGGGGGGGAGUGCUAGGGCAGGAGUGGGUGGAGGAGCCACAUGCUAGCCUCUUCCUUUGGUAGGUGGAUCCUGACAUUUUAAAUUCGAAAGAGGGGGAAAAUUCAUGAUUCAUUUGCAUGAAUACAAUGCUCUUGGAAGGUCUCCUGAUAGGAGAGAAAUGAUAGCUUCAGCUGAUGAAUGAAAACUACCUAAUGCAAAACGGGAAGUGUUAAGCAUAACUGGUUCCUUUUUAUGGCAUUUGGGGAACUAUCAAAAGAACUCUCUGUGGCAGUUAAGGAAGCUGGAAGGAUAAAAGGAUGGGUGGGUGUAGCCCAGCUACACCCUUUUCCAACUCCCAAGUGAGCAGAAGUAGCUGCCAUUGGAUCCCGAUGGAAGGCAACAACUUAAACUUGUGAAUUGGUAGGAGCCUUUGAUCCGCUGGGACAUGGACAUCCACAUCGUGCCACUCAGCAUGUGUUUGGCCAGCCUGCUGUCGUCUUUAAAGCAGCCUUCCCAGCAUUGAUUUCCCUGGGUGUUGUUUCCUGCUUGUAUUGUAAUGAUGAUCAGUAGCGUAAAGUAUCUUAGGGAUCGUCAGUCUUAGUGUGAAUUUGACUGUGACAACGUUCAAGAAGUUAAGAAAACCCUUCAGCUUUGGAUUAUGAAGGUCCCGAAGUUCUGUCCAGCCUUUCCUGGUGCUGUUGUCAUGACACAGCGUCCCACGUGGAACUCUGUGGAGUAAGGAAGACCCAGAGGAUCUUGGAAGAGAGCUGAAGAGGAGGAACAUCUAGAGAACCUUCCAUUCUCACCAGCAGGACAAAGAAAAUACUAGGAAUGAACUGCAGGCAGCGUGACUGGUGCGAGGCUGAAGCCUUUGGUGUUGUUGAUCACUGGUCCACCUUUCAGUGUGAGAGAAGGCUGUAUGAACAGGAUGGCCUCAUCUUACAGAGGGUUUUGGUCCAAGCAGCAGGCUCCGCUCCCAAAGGAGCGCAGAUGCAGCAAAUCUCUGUUCCCAGAGUUCAGCAGGUUCCACAACAGGUGCAAUCCGUGCAGCAUGUAUAUCCAUCCCAGGUCCAGUAUGUGGAAGGAGGAGAAGCUGUCUAUACCAACGGAACCAUACGAGCUGCCUACUCCUACAACACCGAAGCUCAGAUUUACGCCCCCAGCAGUGCAGCUUCCUAUUUCGAACCGCAGGGAGGUGGAGCUCAGGUGACUACAGCGGCAUCCUCUCCUACAGCCAUUCCCUCUCACAACAUGGUGGGCAUCACCAUGGACAUUGGGGGAAGUCCGAUCCUCUCCAGCUCGGGAGCCUAUCUCAUUCAUGGGGGGAUGGAAAACACUAGACAUUCUCUGUCACAUACUUCACGCUCCUCUCCAGCAACGCUUGAAAUGGCGAUUGAAAACCUACAAAAAAAUGAAGGGAUUACAUCACACAAAAGCAGUUUGCUCAACAGCCAUCUCCAGUGGUUGUUGGACAACUAUGAGACAGCGGAAGGCGUUAGCCUUCCCAGGAGCUCUCUGUACAACCACUACCUGCGGCACUGCCAGGAGCACAAACUGGACCCGGUGAACGCCGCUUCCUUCGGAAAACUCAUCCGGUCGGUAUUCAUGGGGCUGAGGACUCGCCGCCUGGGAACCAGGGGAAACUCCAAAUAUCAUUAUUAUGGGAUCCGUCUGAAGCCAGAGUCUCCACUGAACCGCUUGCAGGAGGACACACAGUACAUGGCCAUGAGGCAGCAGCCCAUCCACCAGAAGCAGAGGUACAGACCGGCGCAGAAGAUGGAUGGCAUGGCAGAAACUGGGUCCAACAGCAACCUGCACACUACCCCGGAGCAAUCGGUUGCUGCUCAAAGUCAGCAUCAUCAGCAGUUCAUAGAUGUAACCCAUGUCUUUCCUGAGUUCCCAGCCCCUGAUCUAGGCAACAUCUUCUUACAAGAAGGGGUCACCAUGAAUGACGUGAAAACUCUGCAGCUUCUUUACAGGCGCCACUGCGAGGCAACUUUGGAUGUUGUAAUGAACCUUCAGUUUCAUUACAUUGAGAAACUGUGGCAAUCCUUCUGGAGUCCUAAAACACCAUCUAGUGAUGGCUCUACUGCCCUGCCAUCCAGCGAAGAAGAACACGAAGGAACCCUCCCAAAAGAUAAGCUGAUCACUCUGUGUAAAUACGAACCUAUCCUCAAGUGGAUGAGAAGCUGCGAUCACAUCUUGUACCAGGCCCUGGUGGAAAUUCUCAUCCCAGAUGUGCUCCGACCGGUGCCCAACUUCUUUGCAGGCACACUUACACAGGCGAUCCGUAAUUUUGCCAAGAGUUUGGAAGGGUGGCUGAUGAAUGCAAUGAGCGAAUUCCCCCCCCAGAUUGUCCAGACAAAGGUUGGGGUAGUUAGUGCCUUUGCCCAGACGUUACGGAGAUACACAUCCCUGAACCACCUGGCUCAGGCUGCUCGUGCGGUGCUGCAGAACACUUCCCAGAUAAACCAGAUGCUCAGUGAUCUCAAUCGGGUCGACUUUGCCAAUGUGCAGGAGCAAGCCUCAUGGGUAUGCCAGUGCGAGGAAGGCAUGGUACAGAAGCUGGAGCAGGAUUUCAAGCUCACUCUGCAACAGCAGAGCUCCCUGGACCAGUGGGCUAGUUGGCUGGAUAAUGUCGUUACUCAAGUCCUGAAGCAUCAUGAGGGCAGUCCCAGCUUCCCAAAGGCAGCCAGGCAGUUCCUGUUGAAAUGGUCCUUCUAUAGCUCCAUGGUGAUCCGCGACCUCACCUUGCGCAGUGCUGCCAGCUUUGGUUCCUUCCACCUGAUUCGCCUGCUCUAUGAUGAAUACAUGUUUUAUCUGGUAGAGCAUCGUGUUGCCCAGGCAACAGGGGAGACGCCGAUUGCCGUAAUGGGAGAGUUCAGUGACCUUACAUCCAUGUCCCCAACACUGCUGGACAAAGAUGACAUCAGUGAUCUGGGCAGCGAGGUGGACAUGGAUUCCCGGAGUGUGGGGGAGCCACUCGUGAAGCGAGAACGCAGCGAUGCCGGCCACUCGCUGCAGGAGAUCUAACACGGGGACUUGGCUUUUCUCUGGCUGGACGAGGUUUGAUCUGCAAGCCUGAGUCUCCCCAUGUCUGCGCUACUAGUGCCUCUUAGUUUCUCUAUAUGUUUACUGCUGUUUGAGGAAGGGCUGUGGGUGGUGAGCUGGGGUGGGCGGUGGGAGGGGGCUGCGCUUUGUCUGUGUACAAAGAGCGCGUGGGACGGACGCCUGCCUGCCCCCUGCUCUCUGCCAGCAGCAGCAGUAGCAUGGCUGCUGGGUGGAGGGUGAAGGUCCAAAGUCUGCUAAAGAGAGUGCAAAGCCUCCAUGGUUCAUGACGAAUUGGAUGUGCCUGGUGAGGAGAGGCUGUGCCCAGCCAAACGGGGGGAUGAUGGAGGGGCACAUGAGGCUUUCUCUUUCAGGGAAGGUGGUUUGGGUUCCUUCCCCACUUCUCAGACUUCACUGUGAUACAAACUUGAACCAAUCAGUGCCCAAGAGGAAGGAAAAAUGCCUGACCCUUCUCCUACAGACUUUCAAGACAUACUGUCCUGGCUCUGACUUUGCCAAAUCGUUCGUGCUGGGCACACACGUACUGUGCAUCUCUUGAACCCACCCGGAGGACUCCAGGCUGUGCCGUGACCUGGUCCCUGCCGAGCAGUGCACGACGCGCUCUGGGACUAUGGGAUGAGCGCUCCCUGCUGCACCUGUGUCUUGCCAGCUGUGUGUUCCGUCUGCGAAUGAUCCUGGGGCACUGUCAGGCCAACUCAAGAUACCAAAGGACUCUGAGGACGCAGCAGCUGGCCACAAAGCUGGCUCUGAUGCCCAUGACCGUGAGAUGGGGGCAUCCCCAUCCUCACCAGGGUACCCACGCAGAAGGGAUGAUCCCACACCCUGAGCUCCCAGCAGGUUCUGUACAAUUCUUGCUUGAUGUCUUGCUAAAAUACUGACGUGGCCCCGCACGUGGGCCUGUGUCCAGAGCGUGGGCAAGGGGUGUGCGACCGCAGUGCCUUAGGGUGGGCAGCGUGCCUGCUUCCCACAGUGCUCAGCCCUGGCCCUGCAGCAGCGAGGGGCUCUCCGUGGGCCCUGGCCAGUGCCAUGCUCAGCACCGCAGUGGCGUUUCCCUUGCUGCUUCGCUUCUCCUGCUCCCGUGCUGUUGCUGCACUGGCUCCUGCAGGGCUGAGCUGGGGCUCUGACCCCACGAGGUCCGUGUGGUCGCCGACGGCGGGGCUGGUGGGGGGGCUGUCAUCAAGCCAAACUGCAAAAACAAAGCCCCAGGGCAAACCUGUCCGUGAAUAAAGGCUGUGUCAUAAAUAGCUUUUAUUAUAAUUAUUUCUAAUGAUGUUUUAUACGGUAUUUGAUGUGAGCUUUUCCAGGGGCCUCAUGUACAUUUGCAUAUCAGAGUAUAUUCUAUCCAAAUAUAAUACUUACUCAUUCAAAGUGGUACUAAGGUACUUGUGACACUUUAAGAAAAAUUGCUAAUGAAAAGUAAAAAGAAAGUGUGUACAGUGGCACAUCUUUCCCUCCUACUGUCCUGUGCUGUUGUCUGUCAGGGUGAUGUCUAUCUGUAAAUGUCUCAUAUCAAAGUAGCAGGAGACAAAUGAGAAAGCUGGAUAUAUUUGUAAAUAAUGACAAUGAAUACUCCCUGGGUCAGUGCACUUCAGAUCCUGCUGAUGAGAUCAAAUGGUCAAAAAAACCACAACUGAGCAACGAAGUCUUAUACUCCCCUGCUCCCACAGAGUGUGAAAACUCCAGCUGGUGCAUUGGCUCUUCUUUGCAGCCCCUACUGACCGAAGCCAGCCACCUCCUGCUCACCACGGACAUGCAAGCAAGGUGCUCUGGAACCGUGCAGCACCAUGCAAGGAGUCUGGAUAACCACCUAAACCCCACAUGCACAAAAUUCCCAGCUAAACCUGAAUAGCAAUAAACAUAUAUCAAAUGCUCA